This is a messenger RNA of Xylaria bambusicola, 2710 nucleotides long. RefSeq lists its product as uncharacterized. The transcript is spliced from 6 exons. Gene Ontology annotation, molecular function: protein binding. Bases 309 to 2231 code for a protein of 640 amino acids. Lineage: Eukaryota; Fungi; Ascomycota; Sordariomycetes; Xylariales; Xylariaceae. The record is from RefSeq and is a predicted model, not a curated record.
AUGGGCAAGUACAAGUCGGCGUAGGUACUUCAGUAAUUGCUCUACCGAGUCUAUGGUACCACGUACAGUGCGAGACAGUUUGUACCUUCUGCAUAGAGUCAUAGACUAUAGUGGCUGGACUGUACCAAGAUACGCUGUGGGACAGUACAAGCCGCACAGUACCGGCUGAACAGCACUCUGCCAAGCCAAGUCGCGUUCAUGCUUCAGUCCUCCUUCACCUUUCACAUCGCCUGCCAGCUUCAGGCUGUAUUGUGUGUGAGAGGUGACGACCAUCCUGUCAUCACAGCUUUCAACCGUAUUUAUACGUCAUGGCAUCUAAUCCAGGCCCUGAUGCACCUGUGGCUGGUCUGGCAAAGGCAAAGGCAUAUUACGAUGAAAAACAGUAUCCCAAAGCUUCUGCCACGUUCAAACAGAUCGCGAAUUCCUGUACAUGUGGCAUGCAGGUUAGGGCUACACCGUGCUGUUGCAAGUCCCUCGUCCCCGCCAUCACCAAUGGCGCCCUUGACGCCGAGCUGAGGAAAAAGUGUAUCUGCUCUGCAAAGUCCGAUGUUCGAUGCAAAAGCCCCAACCAUCUCGAUGCAUUAGACGGGCUGGCAGCUGUCUAUGAGGCUAGGCGUCUCGUUGACAAAGCCAUCGCAAUUGCCGAAGCUAUGAUCAAUCUAGCUCCCCGCGAGCCCAAGGGAUUCCUUCGUCUUGGGAGACUUUUACGUCUUCAGCGCUCAUUUCAGCCAGCAUUCCAAACAUACCGGCAAGGAAUCGAGCUGGUGAGCAAGAAGAAUCCUUCUCACCCACUUCUCCCGACGCUGCACCAGAUGAGAGACAAGGUCAAAUGUCUCGCCGUUGCUACAGACCCUCUCACCGUGUUGCCCCUGGAGCUUGUUGUCAUGAUCUUGAAGAAUAUUGACUUUCGAACCUUAUGCCGUUGUUUAAGAGUGUCGAAGAGUUGGAAAUCGCUAUUGACUACGAAGGACGUGACAAUUCAGUCCCUUUGGCGCAUCCAACAUUUUGACCGCUGUACAAAGCCGGUUCGCCCAGGCCUGCUCCAAAAAUAUGCAGCAUACUCAGGCGCACAAGUAACCGAGCUCGUUAUUGGUAACUGUCACCAGUUCCGGGUAGAUUUGAACAUACUUCGAUGGAUUGCUACUUGUCGAAGCCUCCGAGUCCUCAACUUACGAGCGCCAAGCAUUGUAGCAUCGCCUGCUAUCGAUCGCUCCUCGAUCGGUCCUUUGUGCGUGCCUCAACUGACCAGUCUAUACCUUGGGUUCUACACAGCUUUCCAACCCGAUUUUGUCCACAAGAUCAUCGCAUCAUCAGCUGCUACACUUCAGGAAUUGACCAUCCUGAAUUUGCCGAAUCGACUCCUAGGGGGGGUAGUGCAUGUUGAGGACGAGUAUUGGCCCGUGUUGCAAAAUCUUCGUGUCCUUCGUCUGGGGAUCUAUACCAAAAGCAACGUAGGUCUCGCGGUUGUUUGCCUUCCAAGGUGUAUGCGCAACUGUCCCAACGUUGAGGAGCUCUGGCUAGAUGGCGUUGGCGUUGUUAUUGGGGACAAUCCGAGCGAACUAAUUAACGUUUGGCGUAAUGUGAAGAAGCUCUUUGUAGGAUCGCAUUUCGAAUGGGUAUCCACCAUUCCACUGAUAAUUUCCCUUUCUCCAGAAAUCGAGGAGCUGCAUCUCAUGAACUAUCGAGUAACAGCACAGUUCUUAUUAACUGCGUUCGACGAGUUCGUCACGGAUCAUAAACCGCAAAAUCUCCGCAAGCUCACUCUCCGUCCCUGGGUGCCCACUAUUGUUAAUAGCGGGUGGCCGGAAUACCUGGAAAAAUGGGUGCGGCCCAGUCUCGAAUCCGGCUCGUUGACAGAGCUAGGAAUGAUAUUUCCUAAAUCGCACCCGGACUGGUUUAGGAGCGAGCAUCUCAAAUUCCUCAACGUGAAGGGUCUGUCGACAGUCUGCGGCACGGAUCCCUACAAGAUCGACGAGGCUCUGGCUGACCUCCUUGACCGCUUUCCCAACCUAGAGGGCCUAGAUGUCUCGCAAGAACCCCUGAGCAAUACUGCGCUAGCCAAAGCAGUCCGAAGAGGGGUCAAGCUCAUAUAUCACAGGGGCGAUUACAAUCUACGAACUGAAGUUAGAGAAUGGGCCCUUCAGAAGCACAACGCGCGUAUCGUCGAGGGCGACUAUAUCACUAAUCUACCGAUGUACCCGCGCGAUGAAAAUCAUGGGACGUUUUAUUAGAGGCUAUUUUAUAUUGACGUGGGGUUUGGCCAUACACCUGUGACGAUCGGAUAGUGAGGAACCUCGAGUCUUGUAUACCCCGAUCCCCCUAUUUCGGCGAAAAUUGUCUGCUUUGGGACCUCGGCUGGUGUCUCCACGAUGUAUAAGAAUAUGUAUGUUUGGGAACAUUCAUCAAUUCUGAUCGCGGUGCAUAGCGCAAUACUUUGACGAACGGAGCAGGUAUUGUCGAUUAAAUAGCAGUGAAAAAUCAGGCUCUGGAAAGGGUUCGUCAAACGGGUCAUGAUACCUACCUACUUUGUCGAAUUCGAGAUACCUUAAUUGACACCAUUCUUCACCAGUACUUUUUGCUAUACAAAAUCACGCCAAAAUUAUAGGCUCAGUGCAAUCCGUUGCACUAUCUCGAAUAUGACUAACAAUAUCAUUGACAUGUACACUCAUCAUGAUUACAUGUCUAAAGGCGCUUUUUAGGAAUGAUAGAU